Messenger RNA from Stylophora pistillata, 1855 nucleotides. Its product is annotated as U1 small nuclear ribonucleoprotein 70 kDa. The record is from RefSeq and is a predicted model, not a curated record. Gene Ontology annotation, biological process: mRNA splicing, via spliceosome. NCBI's taxonomy places the organism in Eukaryota, Metazoa, Cnidaria, Anthozoa, Scleractinia, Pocilloporidae. Gene Ontology annotation, cellular component: U1 snRNP; U2-type prespliceosome; precatalytic spliceosome. Gene Ontology annotation, molecular function: mRNA binding; U1 snRNA binding.
GGACCAUGCACAUGACUUUGCUUUCCUUAGAAGAACGUCUAGAUGUAGUAGCAGUGAUUCAGUCUUUUUUUGACCGAAGCUGAAUUUGAAUUCACUUGAGACCAGAGGAAAUUCGUCGAAAAGAAAAUGACGGCCUUUCUUCCGCCGAAUCUUUUGGCAUUAUUUGCUCCGCGCGAUCCAAUCCCAUAUUUACCGCCUUUGGAUAAACCUGCUUGGUUGAGGCGACCAUGGGCAUACACAGGCAUUUCCAAGUUCGUCAGAGAAUUUGAGGAUCCAAAAGAAACUCCCCCUCCUACGCGGGGAGAAACUAGAGAUGAAAAAACAGAACGCAAGAGGAAAGAAAAAAUAGAACGUACCACAAAGUUUCAAGAAGAGCAGAUGGAGCAAUGGGAUCCUCAUAAUGAUGCAAAUGCUGUAGGAACUGAUGCAUUCAGGACACUUUUUGUCGGAAGAAUUAACUUUGACACCUCAGAAUCUAAGUUAAGACGAGAGAUGGAGUUGUAUGGGCCUAUCAAAAGAAUUCAUUUAGUGCACAAUACAACAAAUGACAAGCCACGGGGUUAUGCCUUUAUUGAGUAUGAACAUGAACGAGACAUGCAUGCUGCUUACAAGCACGCCGAUGGAAAGAAAAUCGACGGUAGGAGGAUUGUGGUGGACGUGGAGAGAGGUCGCACAGUCAAGACAUGGAAACCAAGAAGGCUUGGUGGAGGACUCGGAGGAACUCGUAUCGGAGGACCAGACGAGAAUGUAAAGCACUCUGGACGUGUGGAGAAUACUGAGAGAUACGAGGACCGUGAACGCGGCGAGAGGGACAGAGGAGGAGAUCGCGAGAGGGAACGCGAUCGCGAGCGAUAUAGGGACCGUGAGCGUGACAAAGAUCGUGAGCGUUACAGGGAGCGUGACCGAGAUCGCGAUAGAGAUCGUGAUCGUGACCGCGAAAAGGAACGUCGAAAGCACCGAAGUAGGUCACGUGAAAAAGAGCGUGAGAAAGAGCGUGACCGUGAUCGCGACCGGGACAGAGAGAGGCGGCGUGAUCGUGACCGUGAUAGAGAUCGUGAUCGCGAUCGUGACAGGGAAAGGGAGCGCGACAAAGAACGUGACCGUGACCGUGAUCGUGACGGAGAAAGAAUGAAAGAGGAACCGAAUGGUGAAUACCCACAAUAUGACAACGACAACCAGCUCGACAACAAUAACUUGGAAAUGGUAGAUUAACACAGAUGAAGUUGUAAGAGUCCAUCGUCGCCUUUGCACUGACUGACUGACUGACUGAAAGGAAAGGAAAGCAUGAUCAAGAGCUGAAAUGAAGAAAACAGAUUCAUUGUGCAUUAUAAAAUCGUCUAAGGUUUAAUUCAGUCUAUCUUUUAAGAAUGCACCUUUCCUACUUUCUGAGUAUGCCUUGGCAGGUCACACAGCGUCACUCUUAAAGCCGUCGAUGAGACAAGCUACGCUAUCAACCAAGAAGAAACUUUGAAGGUUAAUUAUAGCAUGAUGGUCUAUUAUUUUUCACCUGCAGCUGUACCCUAGUUUUUCUAUGGGGGCGGCUAUUGUAACAUAUCCUUCUUACAUUCUGAGCUGAUAUUCUGUUAUGCCCAGCUGCCUCAGACUUAAAGCAUUAGAUAGUGCAGGCAGAUUUGUGAGAAUUGAUGAAGUAGGACUUCAAAGUUGACAAGGUUACCAGCAUUCCUGUGUGCGGUUACGAUUACCUCAUUUUAUCAUGCAUUCAUUGUAAUUUUUCGGCAGUUGUUCGUAGUUUUAUGUUAAGCCAACUAUAGGUAUUGACCUUUUUAUCAACAAAAUUUUAAAUGAAACCUCUAGAAUGGACUUGCCGAGUUUAAAUAAAAAAUGAGACAAAUAA